CAGGCAGUCAGAAGGCAGAGUGUGUGUGUGUGUGUGUGCGUGUGAGUCAGCCUGUAUUUAAACGCCACACCCAGCCUCGUCCUGGCUCAUAACGGAGCUGCUGCUGUGUCUCUAAAGGUAAGAACUCAUCAGAGUGAGCGGAGAUAUCGGAGAGCUUUAGCAGCAGGAAGGAUUUACGACUUUUCUUCUUUUUUCUACUUCAAAGAGUCAAAAAAGGACGAAUCAGGUGAAUCCAUCAUGGCGCUGGUGUCUGAGUUUCUGGGUCAGCUGACGCUGUCGUACAGCGGGGAACCAGAGCCCAAAUACCCCACCGUGGUGCCGGCCCGAGACUUCGACCCGGCCCGUGAUGCUGCCAGGAUUGACACGGCCAUUAAAACCAAAGGUGUGGACGAACAGACCAUCAUCGACAUCCUGACGAGACGGAGCUGCGAGCAGCGCAGAGAGAUCGCCUUUGAAUAUGAACGAUUCGCCAAGAAGGAUCUGGUCAGUGCCCUGAAGGGGGCGCUAUCCGGUUCUCUGGAGGCUCUGAUUUUGGGUCUGAUGAAGAGCACCGCUCAGUAUGACGCCUGGGAGCUCAAAGCCUCCAUGAAGGGACUGGGGACCGACGAGGAGACCUUAAUCGAGAUCGUCUGCUCCAGGAACAAUGAAGAACUAGCUGACAUCAAGAGGGUUUACAAAGAAAUGUUUAAGAAGGACUUAGAGAAAGACGUAGCAGGAGACACGUCGGGAAACUUCGCUAAACUGCUGCUGGCUCUGGUUCAGACAAGACGAGAUGAACCUUCGAAUGUCGUCGACUAUGAGAAGAUUGAUGAGGAUGCCAGAGCUCUGUAUGAAGCCGGAGUGAAGAGGAAGGGAACCGACGUGGUGACCUGGAUCGAAAUCAUGUCUCAGAGGAGCGUCCCCCACCUGCAGAAAGUGUUUGAGCGGUAUAAGAGCUACAGCCCCUACGACAUGAAGGAGAGCAUCAGGAAGGAGGUGAAGGGAGAUCUGGAGAAGUCGUUCCUCACUCUGGUGGAGUGCUUUGAAAACAGGCAGCUGUACUUCGCCAACAGACUCAAUGAAGCCAUGAAGAGUAAAGGAGCGAAGGAGAAGGUGGUGACCAGGAUCAUCGUUUCUCGCUGUGAAGUCGACCUGAUCAAGAUCAGAACAGAGUUCAAGAAGCACUUCAAGAGGUCGCUGUACCAGACCAUCACUGAGCACACCAAAGGAGACUACCAGAAAGCUCUGCUCAGUCUGUGCGGAGGAGACGACUGAAACUACAUUUCCCAGAGGGCCGCGGGGGCUUAAACCGUCAGAUGAAAUCCUUCACUGUUCUGAGAUUAAACAUGUUUGUCUCCGUGAUCGACAUCAGUUUGUGGAAUAAAAAAAAACGAGAAAAGAAAUAA
Oreochromis niloticus (Nile tilapia) is the source of this 1385-nucleotide messenger RNA. Its product is annotated as annexin A2-B. Gene Ontology annotation, cellular component: nucleus; plasma membrane; vesicle membrane. The transcript has 13 exons. The coding region runs from base 238 to 1254 and encodes 338 amino acids. Gene Ontology annotation, molecular function: cytoskeletal protein binding; calcium-dependent phospholipid binding; phospholipase inhibitor activity. The record is from RefSeq and is a predicted model, not a curated record. Lineage: Eukaryota; Metazoa; Chordata; Actinopteri; Cichliformes; Cichlidae.